Diplodia corticola is the source of this 1554-nucleotide messenger RNA. RefSeq names its product xaa-pro aminopeptidase. The transcript is spliced from 9 exons. The coding region runs from base 1 to 1554 and encodes 517 amino acids. The record is from RefSeq and is a predicted model, not a curated record. Gene Ontology annotation, cellular component: mitochondrion. Gene Ontology annotation, molecular function: manganese ion binding; metalloaminopeptidase activity. Lineage: Eukaryota; Fungi; Ascomycota; Dothideomycetes; Botryosphaeriales; Botryosphaeriaceae.
AUGUUCAGAAGCAGUCUGCGUGUUCUGCACGCUGCUGCUCGGGUCCAGGCCCCUCGCGCCGUACGGCGUGCCUUCCACCAGGCCCCUGCCCGCCGUCAACUCGUCUCAGCCGCUGAGCUUCAGUUCGGCCAGCCUCUCCAUGAGACGCACCCGCAUCUGCUUCAGCCAGGCGAAGGCAAGCAAUCGCCGAGCCGAUUCCACAAGCUCUGGCGGAGAACUAACACAGCAGCAACAGUGACGCCGGGCAUCACCGCCCUCGAAUAUGCUCAACGCCGCGACGCUCUUGCAAGAGCAAUGCCGCCGAACAGCGUAGCCAUCCUCGCUGGAUCUGACACCAAGUUCCGCUCUGGCGCCGUCUUCUACGAGUUUCACCAGGAUCCCGAUUUCUUCUACCUGACCGGCUUCAACGAGCCCGAGGCGCUGGCUAUUAUCGAAAAGACUGGGUCUGGCGAUGAUUAUGUCUUCCGUCUCUACGUGAGGCCCAAGGAUGCCCACGCAGAGAUGUGGGACGGUGCUCGAUCAGGCCUUCAGGCCGCCUUGGAUGUCUUCAAUGCUGACGAGGCCGGAGCCAUCAAAGACAUUGGCAAGAACAUCCCAGAGAUCCUCAAGCGCAACGAGAACAUAUACACCGACCUUCCACGAAGUCUCGAUCACAGGUCUGCCAUCACGAGGUAUCUAGGCGGAACCAUGUACACAGGCGACAAUGGCUUUCCGAAAGCUUUACAGUCUGUAGCGCCAUCUGCGGUGAAGCCUCUGAGGCCGCUCAUGAAUGAGCUUCGCAUGUACAAGAGUGCAGCCGAAAUCCGGAACAUGCGCAAGGCAGGACAAGCAUCCGCAAGAACCUUUACUCAUGCCAUGAAGAACGAGUUCUCCACCGAAAAAGAGCUCCAUGCGCAUAUGGAUUUCGGUUUCAAGAUGAUGGGCUGCGACGGUAUUGCCUACAUCCCGGUCGUAGCAGGCGGGAAGAACGGGCUGAGCAUCCAUUAUGUCAGGAACGACAAUGUGUUGAACGAUGGAGAGAUGGUCCUUGUGGAUGCUGGAGGCGAAUACGGAGGCUACAUCACGGACAUCACGCGCACUUGGCCAAUCAACGGCAAAUUCACACCAGCCCAGAAAGAUCUCUAUGAGGUCGUUCUUAAGGUUCAAAGAAGCUGCGUAUCUCUUUGCAGAGAAGACGCGCAACUGUCGCUAGAUAAACUGCACAACAUAGCCUGUGAAAGUCUGAAGGAUGGAUUGACGCAAUUGGGGUUCAACAUGUCCGGGAACGCAUUGGAAACGCUGUUUCCUCACCAUUUGGGUCAUUACAUCGGCCUUGAUGUACACGACUCGCCCGGUUUCCCGCGCAACAAGAAACUUACAGAGGGGCAGUGUAUCACCAUCGAGCCUGGCGUCUACGUCCCCGACGACGAAAGGUGGCCCGAACACUUCCGGGGUAUGGCAAUCCGCAUUGAGGACAGCGUCUGUGUGCAGCCGCAGAGCCCCCUCAUUCUCACGACCGAGGCAGUCAAGGAGGUUAUUGACAUCGAAUCCCUCGAGCGGAGAGGAGUUGAUUAA